This is a messenger RNA of Tupaia belangeri chinensis (Chinese tree shrew), 3116 nucleotides long. It is a transcript of the gene ZBTB14, whose product is annotated as zinc finger and BTB domain containing 14. Gene Ontology annotation, molecular function: RNA polymerase II cis-regulatory region sequence-specific DNA binding; protein binding; DNA-binding transcription factor activity, RNA polymerase II-specific. The record is from RefSeq and is a predicted model, not a curated record. The coding region runs from base 84 to 1433 and encodes 449 amino acids. Lineage: Eukaryota; Metazoa; Chordata; Mammalia; Scandentia; Tupaiidae. Gene Ontology annotation, biological process: regulation of transcription by RNA polymerase II. The transcript is spliced from 2 exons.
AGGUCUGGCGUGUCCCUGAUCAGAGUUACUCUGAUCUGAAGAUUUUGGUGUUUAAGGCAUUAAGAUAAUAGCCUGAGUUGUUCAUGGAGUUUUUCAUCAGUAUGUCUGAAACCAUUAAAUAUAAUGACGAUGAUCAUAAAACUCUGUUUCUGAAAACACUAAAUGAACAACGCCUAGAAGGAGAAUUUUGUGAUAUUGCUAUUGUAGUUGAAGAUGUGAAAUUCAGAGCACACAGAUGUGUUCUCGCCGCCUGCAGCACCUACUUUAAAAAGCUUUUCAAGAAGCUUGAGGUUGAUAGUUCUUCAGUAAUAGAAAUAGAUUUUCUUCGUUCUGACAUAUUCGAAGAGGUCCUGAACUACAUGUAUACAGCAAAGAUUUCGGUGAAAAAAGAAGACGUUAACUUAAUGAUGUCAUCGGGUCAGAUUCUUGGUAUCCGAUUUUUGGAUAAACUCUGUUCUCAGAAGCGUGAUGUAUCUAGUCCCGAUGAAAAUAACGGCCAAUCAAAAAAUAAGUAUUGCCUCAAAAUAAAUCGUCCCAUUGGAGAUGCUGCCGACACUCAGGAUGAUGACGUGGAAGAAAUUGGGGAUCAGGAUGACAGUCCUUCUGAUGACACAGUAGAAGGCACUCCCCCAAGUCAGGAGGACGGCAAGUCGCCCACAACCACGCUCAGGGUACAGGAAGCAAUUUUGAAAGAGUUGGGGAGUGAGGAAGUUCGGAAAGUAAAUUGCUAUGGCCAGGAAGUAGAAUCCAUGGAGACCCCAGAAUCAAAAGAUUUGGGGUCCCAGACCCCUCAAGCCUUAACAUUUAAUGAUGGAAUGAGCGAAGUGAAAGAUGAACAGACUCCAGGCUGGACAACAGCCACUAGUGACAUGAAGUUUGAGUAUUUGCUUUACGGUCACCAUCGGGAGCAGAUUGCCUGUCAGGCUUGUGGCAAGACAUUUUCUGACGAAGGCAGAUUGAGGAAGCAUGAAAAGCUCCAUACUGCAGACAGGCCAUUUGUUUGUGAAAUGUGUACAAAAGGUUUCACCACACAGGCCCACCUGAAGGAACACCUAAAAAUCCACACAGGAUAUAAGCCCUACAGUUGUGAAGUAUGUGGAAAAUCAUUUAUUCGUGCCCCGGACUUAAAGAAGCAUGAGCGAGUUCACAGUAAUGAAAGACCAUUUGCAUGUCAUAUGUGUGACAAAGCCUUCAAACACAAGUCCCACCUCAAGGAUCACGAAAGAAGACACAGAGGGGAAAAACCCUUUGUGUGUGGUUCCUGCACCAAGGCAUUUGCCAAGGCAUCUGAUCUGAAAAGGCACGAGAACAAUAUGCACAGUGAAAGGAAGCAAGUCACCCCCAGUGCCAUCCAGAGCGAGACAGAACAGUUGCAGGCAGCAGCAAUGGCCGCCGAAGCGGAGCAGCAGUUGGAGACAAUAGCCUGUAGCUAGAGGUGGUGGGACGGGAACUCUUUGCCUGGGAAGCAGAGACUGAGAUAACAUCAAUCAUAGUACAUGAAUGCCGGUUGCUAUAUUUUUGUGGAAGUGGAUGGAGCAUUGUACUCACUGCUAAAGACUGUCAGUCCUUGGUUAGGUAUUUCUAAAACUUUUCAAGGAAAUAAUGUUCCUAAGUUCUGACCAAACAAUUUCACUGUCCUGUCUGGUGUCUAGUGGUAAUGUUGCCAGUAACUUCCCUUUACCCUCUUUUUUAUGAUUUUAAUUUGAGAACUCUUGUGUCCAGUUUAGAAGUGAGAGACUUCUAUCCUAUUUUUAAUUCUUCUACACUUGCUGCGUUGAUGAGUGUACUGCACAGAGUAAUAAUUGAGUACACUGAUUUCCUGAUCAUCAUAAUUACAUAUGACUUACGGUCAAAAGAGCAGUUCUAAUAACUUAACUAAAAGUCCUUCAUAUAGAUGCAGAAAAUACUGGUAGGUGGUUGACCAAGAACACUGCGCAAAUAUGAAAACAAAUUCUGGAAAUGCAGAAUGGUAUUAGGUUUAUAUUUGCUUUGUUAAUUUUAUAUCACUUUUUCACUGUUUUUGUGGACAAAUAAUGGUUGCUUUGCCGAAGUGGUUCCUCAUUUGUUUCGAUCGCCUUGUACCUACCCCAAAAGAUGUAGUCACGUACCGAAGGCUGAGCAUAUCCACCAGGAUGUUGGUGGUGAUGGGGCUGAGAUUUUAAGUUCCUCUUAUUUGGGGCCUUGCCACUCUACACCUGCUGGGAUUUAUAGAGGGGAUCACUGGAGGGGAGUAGAAAAGGCUCUCAGAGACAAGGUUUCACAGGUGCAACAAUUCCAAGAUUCUGUAGAUCAAAUUGAUUCUGAAAUUGGAUUUUUAUUUAAGGUCAAAAUUAGGACAAGAACAGAUAUGUUCCUUCAGAUGCAUUUGUGCAACUUUAUAGAAUGUCAUCAAGCUUUUGGGCUCUCUGCAGCACAUGAUUUAUCCAUAAAGGAGAUGCAAUAUGCUUACUUAAUAAAUAUAAAAUCUUUUAAGCGUGUAAAUAGGAGUGUUGGUCUUACGUAUUUCAAGUACAAGUAGACAGCUGCACUUUUUUUUGCACAUGGGAUUAAAAUAAUUUCCAUUAACCACAAACAUCAGGCUGUUUCUAACCAAUAUUAAAGGUGGUCAGACCAAAUGUCUAUGUUUUUGAAAUAUAUUUCAUCAUUGGUUACAGUUUAAGUAGAAGUUGGUUGCCUUUCAUAACCGUAAAUCAGAAUUAUAAACUCUGUUUCAGUUUUGGUGUGUGAAAUGUUCAUUUAACCAUUUCUUUAGGAAUAUGUUGAAAUGCCAACAAUAGUUUGAAUUAUGUUCUGUAUGAAAGUAUCAGUCAAUUAUUUUUAGAAUAUGUAACAAUCGUAGAAAAUGUCCACUUUAAAAUUCAUUUUUUGGUUGCUAGGAUUAUUUUUUAACACAUUAAAGUAAGUUCAUUUCAUAGCUUCUUGCAUUAACACCUGUAAUUACUAUUGUGGGAGAAAUUUUAUUUUUUAAAUUGGUGUAUAUGUUAUGCCCAAGAUCGUAGAAUGAAGAUGCUACCUUUUUAAAAAAAUAUUUAUUGGUAAAUAUUUAGUUAAUUUAAUUUCUUUUUUUGAAAGUUGUUUAUUCUGUACUAAAAGUAGUCCUGUCACUGUGUUUGUAA